ACUACCUAAUCCAGUAUCCACUACAUUCCUUAAACAGAACUCUUCACUUCACUCUUUGUACACUCCCAUGUUGUCACCUUCCUCCCCCAUUUCCAAACCCUAAACCCUAAUUCCCAUCAUCAAUGACAAAUUCAAGAACCCUUUUCAGCAUUCAAUCUCCAACCAAUGCAUCUUUUUCUUCCCAUUUUACCCUCAAACUACCUUCAAAAUUACAACAACAAUCAUUCCCUUCCAAACUUAGCUACAAGAAGUUCAGUUUCAGUACUUUCAAAGUCCGUUGUUGCCCUCAACAAACUCCAGAGAAUCAAAAUUCAACUUCUGCCCUUAUCUCAAUUCUUCGUAUAAUACCUGAUUGGGCUGACAGAAUUCAAGAAGAAGGUAUGAAAAAGAAGAGAUCUUUAUACAAACAUGAAAGUUGGGUGCAACAUAGAAGUUCUUUGAGGCAUGUUAGGCACUUGUUUUCGAGCUUGAAUUCGCGUGUUAUUUUGUCGUUGGUUACUCCGGUUAUAGCUUUUACUUCAGUGGCAGUAGUGAUUGCUAGUUAUAAUUCUGCUGUUUCAAUGCAUUGGUUGCCUGAGUUUUUCCCUGUAUUGAGAGCUAGUCCACUGCCAUAUCAGUUGACAGCUCCAGCUCUGGCGCUUCUUUUGGUGUUUAGGACAGAGGCAUCGUACUCGAGGUUCGAAACAGGGAAGAAGGCUUGGACUAAAGUGAUUGCUGGAACCAAUGAUUUUGCUAGGCAGGUCAUUGCUUGUGUUGAUAAGAGUGAUGCUGUGCUCAAAGAAGCACUUUUACAGUAUAUCAUGGCAUUUCCAGUUGCCUUGAAGUGCCACAUAACAUACGGCUCGGAUAUAGCAAGUGAUCUCAAAAACUUACUUGAGGCUGAUGAUCUAGCAUUAGUUCUCAGUUCUAAGCAUCGCCCUCGUUGCGUCAUUGGGUUCAUCUCUCAGUGCCUUCAGUCAUUAAACUUGGAGGGAACAAAGCUGACUCAGCUGGAGUCAAAGAUUUCUUGUUUCCAUGAAGGUAUUGGUGUAUGUGAACAACUCGCGGGCAUACCUAUUCCGCUUUCAUACACUCGGUUGACUUCAAGGUUCUUGGUCCUUUGGCAUCUCACUCUUCCUAUAAUACUUUGGGACGAUUGUCAUUGGAUUGUGGUUCCAGCUACUUUCAUAAGUGCUGCUUCCUUAUUCUGCAUUGAAGAGGUUGGUGUCCUUAUCGAGGAGCCAUUUCCAAUGCUUGCACUUGAUGAGCUCUGUCAGCUUGUUCGCGACAACAUCCAAGAAGCAAUGGCAAACGAAAAGCAGAUUCAAGAAAGAUUAAAUGCCAAAAGAAAGAAAUGUUUUAGUGAACAUUCUCCAAAUGGUUGGCCAACCUCAUAGGAUGAUAGGAAGUACUACGACUUAAACGAAGACUGAAGUAUGUGUGUAUAGAGCAUUUUCUCUAUCAUAACUUCAACUACUGUACAGAAAGAGGGACUCUCGAUACAUGACUUAUUUCUCUCCCCAUAUGUGUAAAUAUAGGGUUGGUACAAAGUAUUUGUUGUAGAAAAAAUAAAACACUUGAAGUACAACUUCUAUAUUCAAUGACUUCAAAAUUGGCUUACAGAAAGCAUGUAUCAUCUCGUGUAUAACCUCAUGAGAAGCAUGUACUCUUUGUAACAUAAUAGAAGAGACAUAACUCAGGAAGCAUUUUUCAGUUAUCGCGGUCUCUCUUUUCGAGGAGAAGAUUGA
Nicotiana tabacum (common tobacco) is the source of this 1727-nucleotide messenger RNA. RefSeq names its product voltage-dependent chloride channel 1, chloroplastic. Gene Ontology annotation, molecular function: voltage-gated chloride channel activity. Gene Ontology annotation, biological process: regulation of photosynthesis, light reaction. The record is from RefSeq and is a predicted model, not a curated record. NCBI's taxonomy places the organism in Eukaryota, Viridiplantae, Streptophyta, Magnoliopsida, Solanales, Solanaceae.